This is a messenger RNA of Symbiodinium sp. CCMP2456, 477 nucleotides long. Lineage: Eukaryota; Dinophyceae; Suessiales; Symbiodiniaceae. The record is from the annotation of a GenBank genome assembly.
GAAGACACCUCGGCUUACUUUCCACGUGGAGAGACAGCCGUCGUGAACCUUCUGGAGGGCCAGCUGGCAUUCCUGUCUCGCGUCAGGGACUUCGAGUUGGCGAAGGGAGGCAUCUCACAGAAGAUCGGUUCCAUCGUCCAGCUCAAGAUGGACUACAAUGACUACCACAGUUGGUCAGUUCGCACAUCCAAGGAUCCGUCAAAGACCCUUCGUCGCAACAGCCAGUUUAAGCUCGAAGAGUUCCUGGAACUGAAGCUGGAGAGUCUGCAGUGCGCCGCCCGUUCGUCCUUUCGAAUGGGCGCCGCGCAAAUUCUUCAGCUUUCUGAUGGCCAAUUCGACGGGCAGAUUCCAGCUAUGGAUCACAGCAGAUGCCUGCUUCUUGGGGCGGUUCUUAGACUUCGACUUCAACGUCGCCAUCAGCGCCGUUCAGGGGCAGUCGCAUGCCAGUCCGAAUGUUGCCGAGGAGGCGAAGGGUGA